Molecule: messenger RNA, 2594 nt
Organism: Centruroides sculpturatus (bark scorpion)
Lineage: Eukaryota; Metazoa; Arthropoda; Arachnida; Scorpiones; Buthidae
Product: dipeptidyl peptidase 3-like
Exons: 18
Coding region: 158-2524 (788 amino acids)
Biological process (GO): proteolysis
Cellular component (GO): cytoplasm
Molecular function (GO): metalloexopeptidase activity; dipeptidyl-peptidase activity
Source: RefSeq, a predicted model, not a curated record
AUAUUGAUAGAUUUAGGAUUGAUAUUGAAUAUGCUGAAUUUUGCAGGUCUAUGAAUGUCUAAAAAUGUUUAGAGAAGGAAUCAUUUGUUUUUAAUAAGUUCAUUAUCUCUAUUUACCAUAGCUGUUAAUAAAAUUAUAGCAUAAUCUCAGUUCUAGAAUGAAGAUAAUUAAUUUGUUUAAUGCAUUUAAUCGUCAAAUUUAUAAGAACUAUUAUUACAAAAUUUUUGGAUUAAAGAUUCAUAGUGGUAAAGCUAAUGUACCUACCAAAAGUUUAAAACAAGUGUAUCAUCAAAAAUUUUUAAUAGCAAAAUAUUCUAAUUGGGCAAUAAAACAAGAAAAUAUCAUUCAAGAAAGCAAGAUGUCAGACUAUGUGUUUCCCAAUGAUCAGCCUGUUGUGUUAUUAGAUUGUGAAAAAGCUUUUUCUGCUCUCACGAAUCAAGAAAAACUCUAUGCACAUUAUUUAUCUCGUGCAGCAUGGUAUGGUGGCUUAAUAGUGUUGAUGCAAACAUCACCAGAGAGUCCAUUGAUUUUUGCCUUCCUUUAUAAAUUGUUUAAACAGCAAUCAAUAGAAGAAUUAAAACAAAUUGCAAUUCAAGAAUGUGAAUUCUCAGACGAUGAUUUCACUGCAUUACUUGUUUAUUUCUCUGGAAUAUUGACAAAUAUGGGCAAUUAUAAAGGAUUUGGUGAUACAAAAUUUGUUCCUGAUCUUCCAAAGGCUAAAUUUGAAAAGCUUCUGAAAGCAAGUAUGGCAUAUAAAAAUGAACCAGAUCUUCUUGAAAUGAUUUGGAAGAAUUGUUCUGAAUCUAUUUAUUCUCUGAAUAGCCAUGAGAAGCAGCUUGGAUUUCAAGGAAAGGGAAUUACAACAUAUUUCUCAGGAAAUUGUACAAAAGAAGAUGCUGAUAUUGUUACCAACUUUUUAAAAGAAAAGAAUAUUGAAGCUUAUAAUAGUAGAGUGUUUAAAACUGUUGAUGAUGAUGGAAUCAGUACAUAUGAAAUUCGGUUAGCUUCUGUAGCUUCUACAGAGGAUAAUGAAGAUUCAGGACUUCUUGGGCAGCACAUCAUUAAUGGAUGUAAAUUUGUAUUAACACGUGGUGAUUAUUCUAAAUUACUUAAGUGUGUAAAUGCUAGUUUACAGAAAGCUAAGAUUUUCUCAGCAAAUGAAGAUGAAAAAAAAAUGUUGGAUAAGUAUGUUCAGAGCUUUAGAACAGGAUCAUUAGAUGCUCAUAAAGAUGGUUCUCGUUAUUGGAUAAAAGACAAAGGGCCAGUAGUAGAAACUUACAUAGGAUUUAUUGAAACAUAUAGAGAUCCUGCUGGAAUGAGAGGAGAAUUUGAAGGAUUUGUUGCAGUAGUAAAUAAAAAUAUGAGUGCCAAAUUUAAUGAACUUGUUAAUAAUUCUACAAAAUUUUUGCCAUUAUUACCUUGGCCUGCUGCAUAUGAGAAAGAUAAAUUCUUGAAACCAGAUUUUACAUCUUUAGAUGUAUUAACUUUUGCUGCAAGUGAUAUUCCUGUUGGUAUAUGUAUACCAAAUUAUGAUGAAAUUAGACAAGAUGAAGGCUUCAAAAAUGUGUCUUUGGGUAAUGUUCUAUUGGCAAGUUUUAGGGAAACAUCACCAAACUUUUUAAAUAAAUCUGACCAAGAAUUAUUUAGUAAACACAGAGUAGGAGCUUUUGAAGUGCAAGUAGGCUUGCAUGAACUUCUAGGUCAUGGAAGUGGAAAACUUUUCAGAAGAGAUAAAGAUGGUUCUUUCAAUUUUGAUAAAGAAACUGUUCUUCAUACAGAAACCAAAGAAAAGAUUUCAAGUUGGUAUGAUGAAGGAGACACAUUUUAUUCUAAAUUUGCGGCACUUGGGUCAUCUUAUGAAGAAUGUAGAGCCGAAUGUGUGGGAUUAUAUUUAUCAGUUGAUCAAGAAGUUUUGAAAAUAUUUGGCUACACAAAAGAUGAAGCUGAAGAUGUUAGUUAUAUGAAUUGGCUUGGAACAGCUUAUAAAGGACUUGAAGGAUUGCAAAUGUAUGAACCUAACUCUAAAUCAUGGUUACAAGCUCAUUGUCAAGCACGUUAUGUAAUACUUCAAGUACUUUUGGAAGCUGGAAAUGGCUUUGUUAAUAUAGAAAAAACAGAUGGUGCUGAUGGUAAACCAGAUUUGCUGUUCACAAUGGAUCGAAGCAAAAUAAAAUCUAUAGGAAUGCCUGCAAUUGAAACUUUUCUGAGAAAAUUACAGGUAUAUAAAGCAAUUGCUGAUGUGGACAGUGCUACCAAAAUGUAUGAGAAGUAUUCUGCUGUUUCAAAAGAUGGACCUUUUCCAUUUCUUAAUUAUAGAGAGAUUGUUAUGGCAAGGAAAAAGCCUCGAAAGAUGUUUGUACAGUCAAAUACUAUUUUAGAAGGUGACACAGUUAUUUUGAAAAAUUAUGAUGCCUCACCUGUUGGUUUAAUUCAGUCAUGGGUUGAUCGUUUCAAAGAUGACCAACUAGAAGAAAUUUUAAUUGAAGAAUGGGAAAAAGAUAAAUGCCAUUUUAGAUAUAGUUAAUAAUGUAUCAUUUUUUAAAAUUUGAUAAUUUUUUUAUGUGAAGCAUUUUUCUAAAUUUACUUUGAAUUAU